GCCCGGCGAGGCGCACCUCUGUGGUCCAAGUGACUGCUCCGGGGCUGCUGGGCCACGAGGCAGGGAGACGCGAGGGCAGGAGCCAGGGCCGGGCAGCAGCAUCGGGGGCCCAGACGGCGCAGCUCAGCUGCAGGUCGAUCUCGGAAUGGGCAGGGGCGCGGGAAGUGUUCGCAGUGGAGUCCGCCGGGCACCUCUCCGCCUGUGCCCAUCAGACGCGGGAGGCGAGGGUUCCUCGGAGGGGAGGCAGGGCAGGGGACGUCUACGUGGGAGAGGGAGAGCCCCAUCCCCUGCCCUGCACUCCACCCCACUCAGGAAAAGGCUCCUAUCGCGCGUCCGUGGCCCGUCCGGGAAGGGUCCGUGGGAGCAGGCUGGAGGGCAAGACUGCUUCUCCCCAGGCCCGGGUCUGGCAGGACUAACCCACAGCCAGAGCCUAGGGCAACACUAGCUCCCCUGAUAUUGGCCAGACCCCUGCUACUUGACACCCUGCUACUUGACUCAGAGGUGGGAGUGCAGGCACACAGUAGGUCUGCAAGCUUGCCUGACACAGCCUCGGUGGCUUCAGACCCAGGGCCCUGGGGAGCAGGGGUGUCCACGCCAGGUGGGCAGGACCCUGAUGUGGGCUGGGCACCCCAUGACCCCGCUCCAUGCACUUGCCCUGCAUUGCAGCCACCAUGGAGCCAGGCAGCGUGGAGAACCUGUGUGUCGUGUACCGGAGCCGUGACUUCCUGGUGGUGAACAAGCACUGGGAUGUGCGCAUCGACAGCAAGUCCUGGUGGGAGACGCUGACCCUCCAGAAGCAGCUGCGGCACCGCUUCCCAGAGCUGGCCGACCCUGACACCUGCUACGGGUUCAGGUUCUGCCACCAACUGGACUUCUCCACCAGCGGGGCACUCUGUGUGGCCCUGAACAAGGCAGCCGCAGGCAGUGCCUACAGGUGCUUCAAGGACCGGAGAGUCACCAAGGCUUAUCUGGCUCUGGUGCGGGGGCACGUCCAGGAGAGCCGAAUGACCAUCAGCUAUGCUAUUGGCAAGAACAGCACAGAAGGCCGGACCCACACCAUGUGCAUUGAGGGCACACAGGGCUGUGAGAACCCAAAACCAAGCCUCACUGAGCUGGUGGUCCUGGAACACGGACUGUAUGCAGGUGAUCCUGUCUCCAAAGUGCUGUUGCAGCCUCUCACGGGACGGACGCACCAGCUGCGCGUGCACUGCAGCGCCCUGGGCCACCCCAUCGUGGGGGACCAGACCUAUGGCCAGGCCUCGAACCAGGAGGACCAGCCCUUCCGCAUGAUGCUCCACGCCUUCUACCUGCGCAUCCCCACAUGCACCGAGUGCGUGGAGGCCUGCACGCCCGAUCCCUUCGUGCCCACCCUCGAUGCCUGCUGGAGCCCCCACACCCUGGUGCAGCCACUGGACGAGCUCGUCCAGGUCCUGCGGGCUGCCCCAGACCCUGACCCCACAGAAGGGGGCCCCAGGCCCUGCAGCCCCUCCACGCCCCUGCCCGGGCCGGGCCGGCCCCCACCGCCCCCUGCCAAGCUCCCUGAGACAGAAGCACAGCGGGCCUCCUGCCUGAAGUGGCUGUCGGAGUGGACGCUGGAGCCGGACAACUGAGAGCAUCGUGCUGGGGUGGGGAUGGCAGGCUGGGACUCCAACGGUUGGGGGCUGCAGGUCAGAGUCCUGGACACAUCCCUGCAAUGGCCAGGCCUGGCCAGCAGGGGGAGCCAGGCAGCUGCAAUUCCAGAGGAUUAAGCUCUUGGGCUGUGGGACCCACAUGGGCCUCCCUCCCAACACCCCAACCCCCACAAACUGCCCCAGAGCACCUCCCUGGUUCUAGAGCCUCAGCCCCAGGAACUUAUUUGUAGACUUGAUCGGGGUCACUCUGGAAGAGGCAGAGCCAGGACCUGGGCCACCCUCAAGGUGGGCUCCUCCUGGGCCCCCAGCCAACACCCCAGAGCACCAUGCUCCAUGCUGCUUUGCUUGGACCCUCUGUGGCCAUCACCCCAGCCUGGCUGGGUUCUCCAUCUGCAGACCUCAACCCUCCUUGCUAGGCCCGUCUGACCUUGUGCCUUUGCUUCUGCUAGACUCUGCCCCCUCCACCUGCAUCCUGAGCGUCUCACAUGGAGGUGGGUGUGGGCCACACUCCUCAGCCCCCACCUCACGUGCCAUCCCUCCAGGCCUGCCCUGAGCGCUGCUCCAUGGGGUCUUCCGGGCCCCUAAUUGCGGCUGCUGCCUCCAUCACCUGCCUGGCAAUUUCCAGGCAGGACCUCAGCCUGAGAGCAAGGGCAGCCCACCAGCCCCCCCCCCUCCAUCCCCACAACACGGCCACGCCUCCCCAGCCAUAGCUGAGCUCUGAGAACUGGGAAUAAACGCUCAAUGACUGA
Molecule: messenger RNA, 2380 nt
Organism: Lagenorhynchus albirostris (white-beaked dolphin)
Lineage: Eukaryota; Metazoa; Chordata; Mammalia; Artiodactyla; Delphinidae
Gene: RPUSD1
Product: RNA pseudouridine synthase domain containing 1
Exons: 5
Coding region: 645-1610 (321 amino acids)
Biological process (GO): pseudouridine synthesis
Molecular function (GO): pseudouridine synthase activity; RNA binding
Source: RefSeq, a predicted model, not a curated record